Messenger RNA from Camellia sinensis, 1455 nucleotides. The record is from RefSeq and is a predicted model, not a curated record. NCBI's taxonomy places the organism in Eukaryota, Viridiplantae, Streptophyta, Magnoliopsida, Ericales, Theaceae.
AUUUUUUUAGUUAACUUCUGGAGGAGAGAAUUAAAAUGCUCUCCUUUUUGGGGAUAAACAAGGUUGAUCCAUAUAUCUUGGUAUAUGCACAAUAGUAGAUAGAUAGAUAGAUUUUAGUAAUCCCUUGUUUUAACCUGUGAUUAAAAAUGUCGACCCAUUCUUCCAAUGAGCCAAGCACCAUCACUGAAACAGCCACAGUUUAUCAUCCAUCACACGGACGUGGAGAGAGCACAGAUGGCCAAUCCCACACUAACCACCACAACCACCACCACUCCAACAAGUCUUAUCCUCCACCUGAGGCCCUGUAUGAUCAAAUUGUUCAAAACCCAGAUGUUUUCUUGGCUAAGCUCAAGGGUUUUCAUGACUCCUUCGGUACCAGAUUUAAGGUUCCUACUAUGGGAGGAAAGGCUCUAGAUCUACACCGCUUGUUUCUAGAAGUCACAUCUCGAGGUGGCAUUGAAAAGGUAUGGUACCUGCUGAGGCAUUGUAACAUAGAGUUUGCUUUUGGGUUGCUAUGUACUGUGGAUUUUCAGUUCACUUAUAUUGAGAGCAGAAAAGGAAUAUUCAAUCCGAGUAACGUUAUCAAAGAUCGCAGAUGGAAGGAAGUGAUUUCGGUCUUCAAUUUCCCAUCAACAAUAACUAGUGCAUCAUUUGUUUUACGAAAGUACUAUCUAUCGCUGCUUUAUCACUUUGAGCAGGUUUAUUACUUCCGGAAAGAAGUCCCUUCCAUUUCACUGGAUGAUCCUGCAAGCAGGACCCCUGUGAAUGGAUCAGCAGCCCCAUAUGUUCUUGAGGACGGUGCUACAAAAAAUCAACGGCCAGGUCAGGUGAAUUUAAUCUUGGAGCCUGGCAAUACAGUCAGUGGAACCAUUGAUGCAAAAUUUGACAAUGGCUACCUGAUUACUGUCAAAUUGGGUUCUGAAAAGCUGAAAGGUGUCCUUUACCAUACUCCUUCAUCGUUACACACAUCUCUGAGUUCUAAUACUUCAACUGUACCUCCUCACCGGAACCGCCAGGGUAAAGCCUUUAUGCCAUGGGUAGGAAAAAGCCAUCAGCCACAAAAUUGGAGUUUUAUGGAGCAGAUUCACAGAUGUUGAAAAACAGGUUUAAGAGGACAAAAGGUUGAGGCAAUGAGAGAUACAGGAGUGAAACGUUGGUGUACCAAUCUUCCAUCAAUCCAAAAGCUCAAUAGAUUCCGUGUUUAAGGUUAUUUUGGGCAAUCAUAUCUCUGGACAAUCAUCCUUCCUCUCAUCUUCCUUGCUUGUCCUGUGCUGUGUUUGUAUCUUUUCUUUGUUGUUUUGUUGUGUUGCACUUGUAUGAUUUUUUUUUUCCCUUUUUUAUUUUUUUUUUGUCUUUUAAAAAGUUUAUUUUCUUCAAGAAACUACUAGACAAAGUUGAUGUAAAACAUCUGGUGAAUUUACAGACAUGAGAUUUUUAGUGGCAAUGAGCUCUAAA